AUGGAUGUUGACAUGAUGAAAGCAUCUCAUCAAGAAGAUCAAAUGGAUAUGAUGGCAGUCAUUAUGCAAAUGGAAAAGCUGCCUGAAUUCUGUGAACCCUUCAAUGCUACCACUCUCACAUUGCCUCAUGAAAUACAUUUCUCCACUGCCAAUCCUGAUUCAAUUAUCUCCACUCCCACAUUGCCUCCUUCAUUGGUCAAUCCUUCAAGUACUACGCCUUUUGUUAGCCCUCCAAUUCAAGAGCCAAUGACACCUCCUCUUCAACCCAAUGUGGUCACUGGAAGAUUCAAAAAUGUGUUUACAUUACCCGAUGGAUAUGCAUAUCCACCAUCAUUAGAAAAGCGAAACUCCGUGGCAGCUAUGAGAGAGAUUAUCUUUCGUAUGGCUGCAAUGCAGCCUAUCCAUAUAGACCCCGAAUCCAUUAAGCCUCCAAAGAGAAGGAACGUAAAAAUAUCUAAGGAUCCACAGAGCGUGGCAGCCAGGCACAGAAGGGAAAGGAUAAGCGAGAGGAUAAGGAUCUUACAAAGACUUGUCCCAGGAGGAACAAAAAUGGACACAGCUUCCAUGCUAGAUGAGGCUAUACAUUAUGUUAAAUUCUUAAAGAAACAGGUGCAGACUUUGGAACAAGCUGGUGCUCAAAGGCCAAUUGGAGGUUUUGGAUUUUCAGCCCCUGAAAUGGCUAACGUAGGUUACUCUUUGUUGGCUAAAUCUUGCCAGCCUUCUCAAAUGCUAGGAAAUGUGCAGAUGUUUAGAUAG
This is a messenger RNA of Mangifera indica (mango), 756 nucleotides long. Its product is annotated as transcription factor HEC1-like. Gene Ontology annotation, molecular function: DNA-binding transcription factor activity; protein dimerization activity. Lineage: Eukaryota; Viridiplantae; Streptophyta; Magnoliopsida; Sapindales; Anacardiaceae. Gene Ontology annotation, biological process: regulation of DNA-templated transcription. Bases 1 to 756 code for a protein of 251 amino acids. The record is from RefSeq and is a predicted model, not a curated record. The transcript has a single exon.